AUGGUCAAUUGUAUCGGCGUUCAAGGCAUCAUUCAGACCCGAUUACGGGCCGAUCAAGGCCGAGCUGGAGAAAUGGAAGCCAACGGAUAUUCCCGAUCAUGGGGCACAGUUUCCAGGUGGCCAAAACUGCCACGAAAAACAACGAAAACAUGUCUUGAGCGUAUUCCCUUGGAUCAGUUCCAAGAUGUCUUUGGUGCUACGUCUACUGUCGAGGUCCGCACUCCAUUUCGGCGUGCUAUUUAUAAAGCUUUAACAUAUCUGCCAGCCCGCGUGUCCCACAAAGGCACAUUCAAGCCUACCGGUGCCGUUUUCGAUGGCUGGGAGACCCGUCGUCACAACUCCGGUCACGAUUGGUGCAUUAUUCGACUCGGCGCCCUCCGGCUACAUCGUCGGUUUGAUAUCGAUACUGCCCAUUUUAGUGGAAACGAAGCCCCAGCGGCAUCCGUACAAGCCUUAUUCGUAGACGCACGAGAGAAACCUCAAGCAGAUGACGCACGGUGGGAGGAGAUUUUGCCCAAGGUCGAUCUAGGCCCGUCAUCUCGUCACUUGUUUCGUAUCCCUCAAACGAAAGAGGCAUACACACAUGUCAAGUUGAACAUGUACCCCGAUGGAGGCAUAGCGCGAUUCAGGGUGUAUGGUCUAGUAGCACCCAUCUUCCCGGCUGAUGUACAUGCACCUUUGGACCUUGCGAGUGUGUUUUCGGGUGCCCGUGUCGUUUUUACGUCUGAUCAGCACUUUGGCAUUGGACCCAACUUGCUCUUGCCUGGACGAGGCAAGGAUAUGGGAGAUGGAUGGGAGACACGACGAAGCCGUACACCAGGUCACAAAGACUGGGUCAUUAUUCGUCUUGGCGAUUCGGGUAUUCUUGAGCAGACAGAAAUAGACACGGCUUACUUCAAGGGUAACUUCCCCGAGAGCUGCGUUAUGCAUGCAAUUUGCAGCAAUGAGGCAGAAGCUCGGUCCUCACAGCGGCACUUUUUCCAACUUGAGAACGUCACCGGACGGCUUUACACACAUGUCAAGUUUACGAUCUAUCCUGAUGGGGGUGUAAAGCGUGUACGUAUUAUCGGAACACGUGCGGUUGGAACAGGAACAGUUGGAGCUGCCCCUGGUAUCCUUACCAAGGCAUCGAGCGGACGUAAUGAUUUGCUUACGCCCCAGCCUACACCCCUGGUUUCCCAAGAGCCAUCUCGUAGCACUACUCCUGUACCCUCAUCAUCCGCAUCUGCAUCUAGCUCGAGCCGAAGCAUGAGUGAUUCGGGCGCGAACGCUGUAGUGUUGGGUCCAACGCCUCCUCCGGAACCCGAGACGUUUUCGGCUGGAAUCCCUCCUCCGGCGCCAACUCCGGUUGCUGCUGAGCCAUCGACCCCGACGUUGCAUGCUAUUGCUGCACGGGCGCAAACGCCUCCAUUGACACCUGAACUUCCCCCAUCGUUGGAUACCCCUAGCAUUCCUGCAUUGCCUAUUACACCUGAAGCAUUCAAGGCUUAUGGAUCGGUAAUCCAAGCGUGGUCGGAUACAGAUGCUGUUCCCCGUGGAAUUCGUGUAACCAGCGCGAACCAAGGAACCGCGCACAAGUUCCAUAAUCUUGCACUUGUUGAGCAAACUUACCCACCUGGGGCACACGCCCGCACUGGCAUGAGUGUUUACCGUGCUACCCCGCCAAUCCGAGAGGGCGAAAAGGCUGAACCUGGAAAGUAUUGGAGCGUCAAAUUGCUUGAGAGGCACUCGUAUACAUCCCAGGCGUUUAUUCCGAUGGGUACGGCAGGUGGUGUCAGGAUGACUGGGUUUGAGGAGCCUUUGCCCAAAGCUGGUAGGGCUUACUUGGUCAUUGUCGCGUUGAAUGGAGUUGAUGACAAGCCGGACUUGUCGACGCUUCGUGCGUUCGUCGCAUCAACUGCACAAGGCAUUUCUUACAACAUGGGUGUUUGGCACCACCCCAUGAUCUCGUUGGAGACGGCCAUUGAUUUUUGUUGCGUUGAGACCCAGAUUGGUACACCAGACAAUCACCUAGAUUGCGAGAUUGUAGAGACGAUGGACUCGCGCAAACGGCCGCUUUCUCCCGACGGAGCCAGCUCGAGCUCGAUCAACUCGAAGAAGCGCGCAGUCACUUCGGGCUCUGCUGCUGCCUCACCACGCCAACGGCCCAAUGGCGAUCUCGUCCACGACGAGCCCAAGGACGAGAACCUCGAGGCAUUCCGCAAGGAGGCACUCUACCGACGAAUGCGGCACUAUGCUCGCGAGCUUGAGCGAACACAGGCUACCGCUGACGAAUUUGAGAAGCGCAAGAACGUAUGCGAGGCCGGUAUGGCAGCAAUGGAAGCUUGCUGGAACCAGCUACUAGACACACUGCGCUCUCUCGUUCGUUCUGAGAAACUUCCCCCUGCAGAUGAGCGUACACGAGAGCUAUUUGAUCUUGUGCGCAGGUCGAUAGACGAAGAAGAGCGGGAAGAUGAUGAGGAAGAUGACGAUGACGACGACGAUUCUACCGACUACCAGAUCGCGCUACAGGAUCUAGCUGCCAGUUCACAAUCCCUCAUAGCGCAGGUUGCACAACUAGCGCCUCACUCACCACCGGAUACCAAAGAUCUGCGCAACAAACUUCACGCUGCACAAACUGAGGCAAAUUCACUGCGAUCGGAAGUACAUCUGCUUCGUGGACGCCUCGCGGAUGCCCAAGCAGAGUCCGAGUCCUUGAAGAAUAGUCUCCAAGUUGCCGAAAAUAAGUUGGAACGUGCAAAGAGUCAGACGGUACAGGCUGUGGGCAGCAAAUCCUCACAACCAAACGGUUCGGUGACGCCAUCUGCAGACGUCAAGGAGGAGCCCCCUGUCGAGGUGUGCCACCUCUUCAUCUGCAGUCCCUACGGUAUUGCAAUCAUCAAGAAUGAAAGCGAAUGGAAAUCGCUGGCAGAGUCACGGCAACAGCUCAUCGAUGAGAUGAAUAGCAACCACCAGGCAACGUUGGUAGAACUCAAGCAACUAAAAGUGGCAUUUGCUGCGCCCACCGAGGAGAUGGUUUUGGGCAGCUCAGCUUAUAAGCUGAUGCAGGAACAGCUAAGCCAUUUCAAAGCGGAUGUGGAGGAAUACAAGACGCGAUGGAAUGCUGCCAGAGAUGAGUUGGAUAAUCUCAAGUCGAACCAGCGGAUGAUGCACGAGGAGGCGCUUAGCAAAUCCCAAGCGACUAUUGACGAAUUACAAAGUACUCUCCAGAAGCGAGAGGCAGAUUGCCUACGGCUUCGCGAGUCGCGAGACGCUUUGACCACUGAACUCUCAAUGCGACGUGCCCGGGAUAACGAGCGAACAAAUGGCGUGGCGCAACUCAAAGUCCUAUUAGAUACCCGAGGCGAACGCAUAACUGUAUUGAUGUCAGAGGUCCGCCGAUUGAAGGCUGCUAUUGCCUCGCGAACAGGGGACCAAGACCUAUUGCGAUAUGUCAUGGGACUUGAUAUCAGUUCAGAUCCCGAGCAAGGGAUGCAGGUGCAGCCUUCGUACGUGGCCGAUCUCCAAGCCCGGCUCGAGUCUGCCCAUGCGCGAUUACAGGGGAUCGAUCAUCCAGGAGAGGCGGAGCUCGAGUUGGCCAAGUUCCACAAGGCGUUUGGAAAAUGGCAGGAUGUAUUUUCGGAUCCAGUGGAGAAUAUCAUCACCGCCAAGGAGGUCGAACUCAAGGUUGCGAAUGCCAAAUGUGUGGAACUUGAUGCUGGAUUGAACGACAUGUUUGCCGAGGUUGAUAAGCUCAGUGUUGCUUGGGAGACUCUCGACAAGCAGAACAAACUCAAAGUGUUUGAUUUGCUUGCGUUGGAGGACAAGAUACUCAAGGUCACAACCGAGAAAGCCAAGGCGGACAAUAAGUAUUUCCAGGUCAUGAAGGCCAAGGAAACGCAGGAAGCCGAGUGCAAGACCAUGGCCAGGAACAUGGCCCGACAGACGGCGCUCAUCGAGAAGUUUAACCAGAGCCAGAAUCAGAUGAAUGCUCAAUUGGUAGCGGCAGAUAAACAGGCUGUACUCCAAAAACAGCUUAUCCAGCAACUAACAGACCGAGUUGAAGAAGCUGCCCGGGAGAUUCAAGCCCGGGAGAUCAGACUCGUCACUGAGCGGGCCAGAGCAGCCGAGCUGGAGAAACAACGGAACCAGGCUGAUGUGGCCGCUAUCGAGGCACGAGCAAUGGUAGGCAAGGCCAAGGAAGAGGUGAAAAAGGCGCAGGAUGAGGCGAAGCAGGCGAGCCUGGUUUCAACCAACGCCAAAGGGACCUCGAGCGUGCGCGAACUAGAGCUCCAAAAGGAGAAUACCAAAGUCAUGGCUUUGCUGCGCUGUUCGACAUGCGUCAAGAAUUUCAGGUCACAUACAUUGCUCAAGUGCAUGCACACGUUUUGCAAGGACUGUAUAGAUGCGCGCGUGACGACACGGCAACGAAAGUGCCCGGCUUGCAACUUGCCGUUUGCAGCACAGGAUGUACAGCAGAUUUAUUUCCAAUGA
Molecule: messenger RNA, 4473 nt
Organism: Rhizoctonia solani
Lineage: Eukaryota; Fungi; Basidiomycota; Agaricomycetes; Cantharellales; Ceratobasidiaceae
Product: allantoicase
Exons: 27
Coding region: 1-4473 (1490 amino acids)
Biological process (GO): allantoin catabolic process
Molecular function (GO): metal ion binding; ureidoglycolate lyase activity; allantoicase activity
Source: RefSeq, a predicted model, not a curated record